AGCCCCCCGUGCGAUCGCCCGGUCGUUGCAAGUGCACGAGGCGUUGGGGGGACCGGACAAUAUAUAUCGCCAGCGAGGCCCGACCGCCCCGAGGAGUCCCCUCCCGACCUCCACCGAGUGCGGCUCACGACCCGCUGACCCCAUACCCAUAAAACCGCCGCCCUCGCCCCCCAGCCGCCGCCCGGCUGUCCUCAUUUUCCCUCGCUCGCCCGUCCAUCACAGCCCAUCCUCGGGAAUGGUCUAUAACUUGAUCUCUAGCCCAUGGGCCUUUGGCCUGCAAAAGCCCCAGCCAAACCCGCAGGGACUCUCAAAUUCCGACCCGCACCAGCCGUCCGGGCCCCGGCCAAGCCCCUUCAAGCUGUGGAAGGCCUCGCUGCAGAGAAUGAUCAAGACCGGCUUGCAUGUACCCACGAACUUUGGAUUUGGCUCGUCACGACCGAGCACAAGCCCAACCCUGGUCGACUGCGGCCUCUCAGAACCCUCCUUGCCGACACAGCCUUGCUAUGUCCUCUCGGAAGUCUACAACAUCGAGACCAAUGUUGGAUUCCCUGUCUACGUCCUCAGCAGCUCGCUUGCUGAGUGUCCCGAGCACAUGCCCGGCCACUCGAUGCGGCCACUCUCCAAGUACCCCGAGAUUGAUCUGGGCGACGACCACGUCGAUCCAGCCGCCUCAGUGCGUCUGGACCACGAAGCCGAUCUCACGGCCGAGGUCAUCAAGGAGUUCGAUAUGCAGUUCCCCCGGCGCGCUGCUCGCUCCAGAGCCUUGCCGCAUCCCGACGCCAUGCAACUCGACAUCCCCAGCAACGAUACCACGCCGCGGAUCACCCCCCAAGCAUCGCCCAUUCCGUCGCCCCCCUCACCUCCGUCGCCCCCCUCGCACGGUACCACCUGGCCUCAAGCACGGCGCACACUCCGUCGCAGAAGUACCCAUCCGCUGGACACCCGAAAGAGCACCCACGUUGUUCGAAGCGGCUACAGCCUCUUUGAUGAUUCGAAUGAGACUCUUGUUGGCGACAGCGACGAUGGCGACGAUUACGACGCGCUGUUCCAGAAACAGGACAUCUGCCACAACCCGCAGCGCCGCCCUUCGCUGUUGACUCUGCAACUUGAAGCGUCCAUGUCUUCGCUGAGCGAGCGUGACCGCCUCCUGGAGCGGAGACGCAUGAUCAAGGACCAGCGGCGCCGCGACCUUGAGGCCGAGGUGCUCCCGUCCAACAUCAAUCUAGCCUGUUUUGAUGUCAUCCUCUCCUCCGAAACGAGGGACUACACAAGCCGUCACGAUACCCUGCGAAGGGGUGUCUCUCUGGACUACCUAGCCGAAGGCGUGCGCGGCGCUCGAGCCAGCGGCCUACCUGGCACCCUGGUUGACCCCGAGUGGCGCAACCUCUCUCACCAGAUGCAGCGAGUCGGCAUCCACUACGAGAGAGCCAAAGAUCCGCCUCAUAGUGUUCCAGACUUUCACACCCCGAUUUGGUAAAGCCUGCUCUUCCUCUUCCUCCACUUCCUCUUCCCACCGUCACUGGAUGACCCUGUGGAUCUGCGCUAUCCCGCGGUGCGCUUUUCCUGUCUCCCAUUUGCCCGCCCUUGUUGUCUGGCUGUUGUCUGCGCUGUGUUGUGUGCUGUUUCUUGCUGUCUUUGCCUCGUCUGCCUCGACCGAAUGGGUUCCUCCCCUCCUUCUUCCUUGCACG
Polychytrium aggregatum is the source of this 1688-nucleotide messenger RNA. RefSeq lists its product as uncharacterized. The coding region runs from base 236 to 1477 and encodes 413 amino acids. The record is from RefSeq and is a predicted model, not a curated record. Lineage: Eukaryota; Fungi; Chytridiomycota; Chytridiomycetes; Polychytriales. The transcript has 2 exons.